This is a messenger RNA of Erigeron canadensis, 315 nucleotides long. RefSeq lists its product as uncharacterized. NCBI's taxonomy places the organism in Eukaryota, Viridiplantae, Streptophyta, Magnoliopsida, Asterales, Asteraceae. The record is from RefSeq and is a predicted model, not a curated record. Gene Ontology annotation, molecular function: zinc ion binding. Bases 1 to 315 code for a protein of 104 amino acids. The transcript has a single exon.
AUGGCAAGUGGAGAUGCAAUGUUGCAUGGAGUAUAUGGGGGAUGUAUAUCAAUAGAAGAUAUGGGACUUCAACAAAGACCAUAUCAUAGCAAUUGUAGUUGUGCUCUUCAUAAAUCCAAUAGUGGUCAAGCUAGUCAUUGUUCGCAUAUGGUUAAGGUGUCGUACCCAAUGAGGCGGUCUUGGAGCGAAGGUUCCAUGUUGGCUAUGAAGUCGAUGGCACAGUCGCCUGGCUCAUCGCCUUCUUGUUCUUCCUUAUCGAAUACUAUGGCAACGCCGAGCACUAUUAAGGAUUCGUCGCUUUUGCCACAAGUUUAA